GCAAACCAACACCUCAGAGCAUAACAGAAACCUGUCCCGAUUCAAUGUAACAAAAUCUCCCCUUUUUAUGUUACAAGUAAAAUACCAUAUUCUUGAAUCAUACAAACAACAUUGGAUCAAACAAAACAACAACCAUGGUUAAUCUAGAAACAGAGCCAAGUUCACCAUUUAUUCAAUCCCAAGAACACAGACCAAAAUCUUCAAUAAUCAUUGCUGAAGGUAUCCCUCUAAUUGAUCUCACUCCCAUAAACUACAAAGAUGAAAUCAUCACCAACUCACUUUCCAUUGAAGGUUUAGUCAAAGAAAUAGGUAAAGCAUGUAAAGAGUGGGGUUUCUUUCAAGUGAUUAAUCAUAAAGUGCCUUUGGAUAAACGUGAGAGGAUUGAAGAAUGUUCAAGGAAGUUUUUUGGACUUAGUUUGGAGGAAAAGGUUGAGGUUAGAAGAGAUGAAGUUAAUUUGCUUGGGUAUUUUGAAGCAGAGCAUACAAAAAAUGUUAGGGAUUGGAAGGAAAUUUAUGAUUUUAAUGUGCAACAACCAACUUUUAUACCACCUUCUGAUGAUGAGCAAAGUUUUCAGUUUCAAUGGGAAAAUCGAUGGCCUCAUAAUCCUCCUGAUUUCAGGGAAGCAUGCCAAGAAUAUGCAGAUGAAGUGGAGAAACUAGCUUAUAAAUUGAUGGAACUUAUUGCAAUGAGUUUAGGUUUAGUACCAAGUAGGUUCCGUGAUUUCUUCAUACAUAACACAAGCAAUAUAAGACUAAAUCAUUAUCCACCUUGCCCUUAUCCUCAUCUUGCUCUUGGUCUUGGACGUCACAAAGACACUGGUGUCUUAACUGUGCUUGCUCAAGAUGAUGUUGGUGGUUUACAAGUUAAGAGAAAAUCAGAUGGAGAAUGGAUUCAAGUUAAGCCUAUUUUUAAUUCCUUCAUCAUUAAUGUUGGUGAUAUGAUUCAGGUUUGGAGCAAUGAUGCUUAUGAGAGUGUAGAGCACAGAGUUAUGGUGAACUCUGAGAAGGAUAGAUUUUCCAUUCCGUUCUUUUUGAAACCGGCACUCUACACUGAUGUCGAGCCCUUGGCAGAGUUGACAAACGAUAGGAAUCCUCCGAAAUAUUCACCAAUCAACUGGGGCAAGUUCCGCACUGCAAGAAUGAAAAGUAAUUUUGCUAAAUCUAAUGUUGAUAACCUUCAAAUUUAUCAUUUCAAGCUUUCCCAGUGACCAAAAUAGAGUUUAUGUACCAUAGAAAGUUAGAAACUACAAAAAUGUAAGCUAAGUUUUUUUAUAUAUUAUAAUAAGACGAGAGCUUUUUUGAAAGGAAUAAUAAGAGUAUUGUUAAGAAGUAUCAUACCGAAUGUGAAUUGGUGUGAACAAAAAGUUUAUACUUAAGAGACAAUUCUCAUCUUAUAAUUGGUCUCAAACUGGAAGAAAAUGUAGCAUAAGUGAGAAAUACUUGGUUAGACACAACACCAAAUAUUAUAUGUUAGGUAUAUGAAAGGAAAAAAA
Trifolium pratense (red clover) is the source of this 1493-nucleotide messenger RNA. Its product is annotated as jasmonate-induced oxygenase 2-like. Gene Ontology annotation, molecular function: dioxygenase activity. Bases 135 to 1208 code for a protein of 357 amino acids. The transcript has 3 exons. The record is from RefSeq and is a predicted model, not a curated record. Lineage: Eukaryota; Viridiplantae; Streptophyta; Magnoliopsida; Fabales; Fabaceae.